This is a messenger RNA of Agrilus planipennis (emerald ash borer), 1485 nucleotides long. RefSeq names its product 26S proteasome regulatory subunit 6A-B (gene Rpt5). Gene Ontology annotation, molecular function: ATP hydrolysis activity; proteasome-activating activity; ATP binding. Gene Ontology annotation, biological process: proteasome-mediated ubiquitin-dependent protein catabolic process. Bases 96 to 1379 code for a protein of 427 amino acids. Lineage: Eukaryota; Metazoa; Arthropoda; Insecta; Coleoptera; Buprestidae. Gene Ontology annotation, cellular component: proteasome regulatory particle, base subcomplex. The transcript has 3 exons. The record is from RefSeq and is a predicted model, not a curated record.
UCAAGUGCAAAGGCGAGAGAGUUUGUUUUUGUUGAAGUUUUGUGCAUGUUUUGUGGUUGGUUGGUGUUUCUCUGAAGAAAGGGAUUUCUUUAAAAAUGUCCACCCUUGAAGAUAAAGCGAUUUGGGAUGAUGGAGAAGAAGCCCUGGGCGAAGAAGUUCUGCGUAUGUCUACCGAUGAAAUAGUAAGUCGAACUAGACUUCUGGACAAUGAAAUCAAAAUUAUGAAGAGUGAGGUUAUGAGGAUCAACCAUGAGUUGCAAGCUCAAAAUGAAAAAAUUAAAGAAAAUACAGAAAAAAUUAAAGUAAACAAGACUCUUCCAUAUCUCGUUUCAAAUGUGAUAGAAUUAUUGGAUGUUGAUCCUCAAGAAGAAGAAGAGGAUGGGGCAGUUGUGGAUUUAGAUGCACAAAGAAAAGGGAAAUGUGCAGUAGUUAAGACAUCUACUCGUCAGACUUAUUUCUUACCAGUAAUUGGCCUAGUUGACGAAGAAAAAUUAAAACCAGGAGACUUAGUGGGUGUUAAUAAGGAUUCAUAUCUAAUACUAGAAACUCUGCCUGCUGAAUAUGAUGCUAGAGUUAAAGCUAUGGAAGUCGAUGAAAGACCAACCGAACAAUAUUCAGAUAUAGGUGGUCUUGAUAAGCAAAUACAGGAAUUAAUAGAAGCUGUUGUAUUACCUAUGACCCAUAAAGAAAAGUUUAUAAACCUAGGGAUUCAUCCACCUAAAGGGGUCUUACUGUAUGGUCCUCCUGGUACUGGCAAAACGCUAUUAGCCAGGGCAUGUGCUGCACAAACCAAAUCAACAUUUCUCAAACUAGCAGGACCUCAACUAGUACAGAUGUUCAUAGGAGAUGGAGCUAAAUUGGUUCGAGAUGCUUUUGCAUUAGCUAAGGAAAAAGCUCCUGCAAUUAUAUUUAUAGAUGAACUUGAUGCUAUUGGAACAAAGAGAUUUGAUUCAGAAAAAGCUGGUGAUAGAGAGGUACAAAGAACAAUGUUGGAACUUUUAAACCAGCUUGAUGGCUUUAGUUCUACUGCAGAUAUUAAAGUUAUUGCAGCCACCAAUCGAGUUGAUAUUUUGGAUCCUGCACUUUUAAGAUCAGGUCGUCUCGAUCGUAAAAUAGAAUUCCCACAUCCAAAUGAAGAGGCCAGAGCUAGAAUAAUGCAAAUUCAUUCACGAAAAAUGACAGUAAGUCCCGAUGUUAAUUUUGAAGAAUUGGCUCGUACAACUGACGAUUUUAAUGGAGCCCAAUGUAAAGCGGUAUGCGUUGAAGCAGGUAUGAUAGCACUGCGACGAAACGCCACUGUUGUAACCCAUGAAGACUACAUGGACGCGAUAAUGGAGGUACAAGCAAAGAAAAAGGCGAACCUAAAUUAUUACGCUUAAAAUUAAUAAUUUUAAAGUCAUUUUAAAAAUCUCGAUGUGUAUGCAGAUAUCAUAAUUAAUUAAUGAAUAGAUUAAUUUGCAUUUUUCGCGAUUACAAUAGUUGUAU